AUGGCCGAGAGCGCCCCUCCCCGUGCAGGGAAAGUACCCCAGUCCCCGCCAGCCAGCCAGCCCCAGGAACGGCAGCCCGGCGUCCACGACCACCACCCAGCCAGCCAGGCAGCCAGCGCGGGGAAGCCGCCGCGACCCCCGGGCCCGACCUCUCGCCACCCAAAGUUUUGGCGGAGGGCGGGGGAGAAAAGUGGCCCGCGAGGCGCCGGCCGGUGGCGGCUCCGGGCUCCUCCGGGCUCCGGACGCGCGGGCUCCCCUCGCCUUCCUCAAGUCCACCCUACCGGCUGCCGCUGCUCCCGCUGCCGCUGCCGCUCGCUCCUGCCGCCGCCGCCGCCGCCGAGUCCUCCUCGGGCUGCAGCCCCGGCGGCUCGCAAAAACAUGGCCUCCAGUAUAUCUGUCUCUUAUGGUGUCACCAAGAUGUAUGGUAACAUGAAGAUGCAGAAGUCAUUGAUCCCAGCAGAAACAAAGAACUGCUUGAGUGAUGGAAGAAGGAGGAGGGCACAAAGACCCUGGUAGGUGAUGCAGGGCAAACUCUGGAUGACCCUCACUCACCUUUGUCAAAAGCUGCCAGACAAGGACUGUCGCUAUGCCCUUUACGAUACAACCUACAAGACCAAGGAGAGCAAGAAGGAGGACCUGGUGGGUAUCUGGGCCCCUGAGAGUGUCCCUCUUAAGAGCAAAAAGGUCUAUGCUAGUUCCAAGGAUG
Peromyscus maniculatus bairdii (prairie deer mouse) is the source of this 706-nucleotide messenger RNA. NCBI's taxonomy places the organism in Eukaryota, Metazoa, Chordata, Mammalia, Rodentia, Cricetidae. The record is from RefSeq and is a predicted model, not a curated record.